AUGACCAAAGAACGUGUUUGUGUGAUUGGCUCUGGCAACUGGGGUUCAGCUGUUGGAAAGAUUAUCGCUGAAAAUGUACUGAAGCAUUCGGAAAUCUUUGAAGCUGAAGUUCGUCAAUGGGUAUUUGAAGAGGAUUUCAAAGGAGAAAAGCUGACAGACGUAAUCAACCGAGAGAGAGAGAAUCCCAAGUAUUUACCUGGUAUCAAAUUUACACCCAAUAUCAAAGCAGUGCCAGACUUGGUGGAUGCUAGCCGUGAUGCCAGUGUUCUGGUCUUUGUUCUGCCUCAUCAGUUUGUUCGUGGCGUCUGUGAAAAGAUGAAGGGAGCUAUUGCGCCAAAUGCAAAGGCCAUCUCCCUCAUCAAGGGUCUCGAAAUCAAGCCUGAAGGUGUUACCUUGUUCUCUGAGGAAAUCUCUCGCAAAUUGGGUAUCAACGUAGCAGCUUUGAGUGGUGCCAACAUUGCUGAUGAAGUCGCUCUCGAACGCUUUUGUGAAACAACCAUUGGUAGUCGUUCUGAAGAGGAUGGUGAGUUAUUCUUUAAGCUGUUCAACACCAACUACUUCCACGUAAACGUUAUUCGUGAUUAUGUUGGGGUUGAACUCUGUGGUGCCUUGAAAAAUGUGGUGGCUGUUGGAGCAGGCAUUUCUGAUGGCUUAGGUUACGGAAGCAAUACAAAGGCUGCUAUCAUUCGUUUGGGAUUAAUGGAGAUGCGCAAAUUUGGUCAGACCUUUUUUGGCACAGUGGAGGACACUACUUUCUUUGAAUCAUGUGGCGUUGCAGAUUUAAUCACAACAUGUUCUGGCGGUCGUAACAGAAAGGUAGCCGAGGCAUUUGCAAAGACGGGCAAGCCAAUUGAUGUGUUGGAGAAGCAAAUGCUCAAUGGACAAAAAUUGCAAGGCACAUUGACAGCUCAAGAGGUCCACCAAUUCCUCUCUGCUCGUAAGUUAACCAGCGAAUUCCCCUUGUUUGAAACUGUUUAUCGUAUCAUCUACGAAAAUGCCCCCUUAGAAUCUAUUGUUCGUGAUAUUUAA
Mucor velutinosus is the source of this 1029-nucleotide messenger RNA. RefSeq lists its product as uncharacterized. Gene Ontology annotation, biological process: glycerol-3-phosphate catabolic process; carbohydrate metabolic process. The record is from RefSeq and is a predicted model, not a curated record. NCBI's taxonomy places the organism in Eukaryota, Fungi, Mucoromycota, Mucoromycetes, Mucorales, Mucoraceae. Gene Ontology annotation, cellular component: nucleus; cytosol; glycerol-3-phosphate dehydrogenase (FAD) complex. Bases 1 to 1029 code for a protein of 342 amino acids. Gene Ontology annotation, molecular function: glycerol-3-phosphate dehydrogenase [NAD(P)+] activity; NAD binding; protein homodimerization activity. The transcript has 3 exons.